GUAAAUUUCUAAAUUUUUUUUUUUGCUUGUACAUUAUGAACAAACGGAUUCAACUCUCUUGAUCGCUUACAUCUUACUAAGAUUGGUUUAUAACAUCUCCCCGUGUCCUAGCCACUACAAACAGGAGUAGGAAAAAACAAACAAACCUAGAGUCUACUCUAAUACACUGUGUGAGCGGAUAUCAGCCGCCAACGAGUUAAGCCCGCUCGCCGCGGAUACGAGGUGCCAGCUGGAUGUCUUUUGGCAUGAUGGUGACUCUUUUGGCGUGGAUUGCACACAAGUUGGAGUCUUCAACUCCCACUGGUGGGAAAGCCCCCCGGAAGCAACUGACCACCAAAGCAGCCAGGAAAAGUGCGCCCUCCACUGGGGGAGUGAAGAAACCUCAUCGUUACAGGCCUGGCACCGUGGCCCUUCGAGAGAUCCGGCGGUACCAGAAAUCCACUGAGCUGCUGAUUCGCAAACUCCCGUUCCAGCGUCUGGUCCGUGAAAUCGCUCAGGACUUCAAGACGGAUCUGCGGUUCCAGAGUGCUGCCAUCGGAGCCCUGCAGGAAGCCAGUGAGGCUUAUCUCGUGGGUCUCUUUGAAGACACCAACUUGUGUGCAAUCCACGCCAAAAGAGUCACCAUCAUGCCAAAAGACAUCCAGCUGGCACGUCGUAUCUGCGGCGAGCGGGCUUAACUCGUUGGCGGCUGAUAUCCGCUCACACAGUGUAUUAGAGUAGACUCUAGGUUUGUUUGUUUUUUUUCUACUCCUGUUUGUAGUGGCUAGGACACGGGGAGAUGUUAUAAACCUAUCUUAGUAAGAUGUAAGCGAUCAAGAGAGUUGAAUCCGUUUGUUCAUAAUGUACAAGCAAAAAAAAAAAAUUUAGAAAUUUACAAGACUUGGAUUUUUUUGUUUUGUUUUUGUAA
Messenger RNA from Malaclemys terrapin pileata, 907 nucleotides. Its product is annotated as histone H3.3A-like. The transcript has a single exon. Gene Ontology annotation, cellular component: nucleosome. The record is from RefSeq and is a predicted model, not a curated record. Lineage: Eukaryota; Metazoa; Chordata; Testudines; Emydidae. Gene Ontology annotation, molecular function: protein heterodimerization activity; DNA binding; structural constituent of chromatin. Bases 234 to 677 code for a protein of 147 amino acids.